Molecule: messenger RNA, 2970 nt
Organism: Maudiozyma barnettii
Lineage: Eukaryota; Fungi; Ascomycota; Saccharomycetes; Saccharomycetales; Saccharomycetaceae
Gene: BBC1
Product: Bbc1p
Exons: 1
Coding region: 1-2970 (989 amino acids)
Molecular function (GO): protein binding
Source: RefSeq, a predicted model, not a curated record
AUGAGUGAACAAACCACACCAUUCGAAGUUGUGGCUCAAUUCCCUUAUCAAUCAGAAUAUGAGGAUGAUCUAAAUUUUAACAAAGGACAAAAGAUUAAUGUUACCUCCAUCGAAGAUGAUGAAUGGUACUACGGUGAAUAUGUAGAUAGUGCAAGUGGUGAUUUAAUUCAAGGUAUCUUUCCUAAAAGUUUUGUCGUUGCUGAUACUACUAAAGUAGAGCCAACAGUUACGGAGGUACCUACUCCGACAAAGGUUGAAGCUCCAGUUCCAGUUCCAGCGGCAGUCCCAGUUCCUGUCAGUGAAACAGCGAUUGAAUCAUCAAAGGAGAAGAUACCAGCCCAUUUGAAACAGACAAUUAAAGAAGAUGGUUACGUUCCAAUGCCAAAGUCGAAUAUGUUCGAAGAGUCACCAGUUAAGGUUCCAAAGAAUACAACGAUACCACCACCUGUGAAUGCAAGUAGUUAUGAUGAUACCUCAAAAACUGAAGAUGAUCUGCCAAAAAUGAGUCUAAAGGAAAGAAUUGCUCUUUUACAAGAACAACAGAAACUACAAGCUGAGAAAGAGGCACAGGCAGCAGAAGCCACUGAAGAAGCUUCGGAAGAAGCAGAAACUGAAGAUACAGAUAUUAACAAAGAACCUGUUAACACUGCUGAAAAUGAUAGUCAUCCAUUAGGGAAUGUAACAGAUAUUCCGCCGACUAUUCCUAAGUCUGAUAUCAGUUCAGAUGAUGAGAUCGAAUUAAAGAAUGAGGCAUCUGGUAAUCUCGAUUAUACACAACAGACUGUAGUCACAGAAGAACCUCCGAUUCCAAGAGCUCCUGUUCAAACAACGAAUCCUGGUGAAACUACGAUUGAACAUACUGAGUUAUCAAAUAAAGAGCCCUCUGUACCAGGAAUUAAGAAAAUUGCCAGUAGUACUGAAGAAGAAACGCUAACUCAUAUAGCAGAAGUUGGUGAUUCUAAUGAAGAAGAAGGACAAGACGAUGAAGAAGUGGAAGAGGAGGAAGAUACUGAAGAAUCUCGUAGAACUGCAUUGAGAGAAAGAAUGGCCAAGUUAGCCGGUGCUGGUAGGUUUGGUGGUGCAGCUGGAUUCAACCCUUUCGGUGCUCCAGUGCCAUCACCUUCAGCUAAAUCGACAAAAAAAAAGGUUAAGAAGUCAGUAACAAACCCUGCUGAAUUGGAAGCAGAACAUGAGCUAAAUGAAAUGCCAGAAGCCGUCCCAAUUAUGCCAUUUGCUGAUCCUAAUGCUGUUCCUUUCCUCAAGAAAAAAGUUUCAAAUGCUGAGAGUAAGGCUAGUGCAGUAUUUGACGAAGUAGAGAAAUCAGUUGAUACUAGAAAAGACGCUGUUGAUAGUAAUAUUGAUAAACUGAAAGAAAUACACCAUAAAGCCUACCAAAAUGACCUUCUUGCUAAUACUGAAAGCGGAGAUGAAUUUGAAGAUGCAAUAAACAGUAUGCACGAUACAAUAGAUAACGCAUUUAAUGGCGCUAAAGAUAAUGUCGGAGAAGUACGAACAGAUCUUUCUGAAAAGGUGGAAAAAAUCUCAGACAAUAUUCCAGGAAUUCCCUCAAAAUCGACUGGUGAUCUGGACGUUACGUCAAACACUGAAACCACUGAGAAUGAAGUGUCAGAUAUUCCUCCUGUACCACCUUCAGAUCAGUUUGACGAAAAUGGAUCAGCUCCGCCAAUUCCAUCCAUUCCACCGAUGCCACAACAAUCAAGGGCCCCAUCUGCACUACCUGACUCCUCUGCUGCUGAAGAAGUUAAACAAGAUGUACAGUCUAUCGAUACACCAUUGCCUCCACCAAUCGCAACCCUUCCUGAUCUACCAUCUCCUUCAACUGCUCCUCCUAUUCCAUCUAUGCCUCCUAUGUCUACUAUCCCAACCACAAUUCCAAGUGACUUAGACAAUUACGAUACAAGAAACACUUAUAAGGAUGGUUCUGAAGAAGAUAAAGAAAUUGUAACAGAGAGCUAUAACCAUAUGCAUGCACCUCCUCCACCUCCCCCAGUUGGUAAUGUAAACAGAUAUUCUAUUUCGUCUGGUGAUUCAUUCCCUCAUGGUGCCCCUCCUCCACCUCCUCCACAUCGUGAGGUUCAAGAAGCUCCUGAGAUAUCUAGAUCCGCUCCCCCACCUCCCCCUCCAGGAAUGUCAGCUCCAACCAUUCCUGCCAUGCCUAGCGACACCCAUUCUUUAAAACUGAAUAAAACAUUCAGUGAAUUAGACACUUCAUUGAGAAAUUUAAAAAUUCAAUUUAAUCCUAGCGAUACUUGGUUUUUGGAAGUUGCAGCGCCACAGGAAAUUGCAGAUUCCAAGUUGAAAUAUAGUGUUGACGUUGAUGAUACUACAAUUGAAAAGAGAGGAGAAGAAAAAUGGAUUUAUAGAUCAUUUUAUUAUAUCUUUGAGUCGUACGCAAUUAUAUCAUUAUCAGUUAUCUUCAACGUGACCACACCUCACACUACUGCGAUUUUAAUAGAUGAGAAAUAUAUUCCAUGCCCAGAGAAGUUAGCUGACAAAAAUAUUGCUGGUCCAUAUAAUACCGCUGUAAUUAAACAGUGCCAAGCGUUAGCUGGGAAAGAAUCUGUAUCUAGUAAUUUUGUGAGUCAGAUAAUAUCAAAGAUGGGCGACCAAGGUGUUGUCCUUCCAAUAGAUAAUCGUACAUUUGGGUCUGUUAUUGUAGACUAUAAGGCAGGAAAUGAAAUUGCUCAGGACACUUUAAAAUGUAUAAGAGAAGGUGAUAUUGUUGUAAUCAGAAAAGCUAAAUUUGAAACUCAUAAAGGUAUUGUGACGGUUGGCGAGCCUGACCUAUUUGUUGCAGUUGUAACUAGUUAUGAUUUUACUAAAGGCAAAUUAAGGGUAAUUGAAGAACACAAGGGUGUUUUGGUACAAUCUAGUUAUAGAUUAUCCAAAAUGAAGAGUGGUAAAAUGAAGAUAUUUAGAGUUCUGUCCAAAGAUGUUUUUGGAUGGUAA